Dreissena polymorpha is the source of this 4440-nucleotide messenger RNA. RefSeq lists its product as uncharacterized. NCBI's taxonomy places the organism in Eukaryota, Metazoa, Mollusca, Bivalvia, Myida, Dreissenidae. The coding region runs from base 963 to 2219 and encodes 418 amino acids. The transcript has 2 exons. The record is from RefSeq and is a predicted model, not a curated record.
UUUAUCUUUAAUGAUAAUAAAACAUUUUGCUCAGUUAAUAGGGGGAAAUUAGAUCUAGUAUGUAUACAGCGCAUGUACAGAUAAUGCGGGUGUCAGAUUAUGAAUUAGGAACGCAACCUUUUGGUUAACUAUAAUUUUACAUAUUAAGUACACCCCCGUUCUUUGUCAAGAUGUAUUGAAUUUAAUGCGACAUUUAAACAAAAUACGCGAAGUGGCAAAAUACAUACUUACCGGAGAAGAAUAAUAAAUAUUUAAUUGAACAUCUUCUACAUUUGCUUUGGAUAUUUACUGAAGGAUUCUCCCGGCGCUUAACAAGAUUAAAGAGUGUUUUGCUGACAAUAAAAUCCUUCAAUGGAUGUGUGUAGAUAAAUCAAGAUAAAUCAUUGUUUGCACUUACAUCAUGAACGAGAGGUUGAUCUUCGCAAAACCGUAGACCAUUCGGUUAUCGUUUAUUUAACAUAAGGCGAUGUAAUGUAAUUACAUGUCUUUUAUUCAAUAAUUUGUUUGAGUGUUCAAGUGGUGACUGUUUUGUUUGAAAUUUCAAGUGAUGGUUUUAAAGUAGGUAGAUUAUGAAAGUAUUUCACCGGAGAAAUGUUGCUUGAAACUUUUCAUACUAAGGUAUUUCACAAGUGUCAUACUAUAUUUCUGUGAGUAUGGUCAUUGAAUUUAAUCAAUAUUGGACUAACCAGAAAAUGCGAACUUGAAAAUUGUUGUAUAGAUCUACAACAUUUAUCAAUUACCUUUUGUACCGAUUUGUAUCAAUAUAUAGAUAACUGAAUUAAGUUGGACAUGGCUUUCGAUUGAACUUUACAAAUGCAACCUACGGAUUUUAUAAUAACUAUGGUAACGGAUUGUUAAGAGCGCCCAUGGAAGCAAUAACAUGUUUACGAUUCAUAUAUGACUUGAGUGUUUAUUAAAUGGAGCAUCAUACAUUAAAGUUGUGACAAAAUAUCCAGUCAAAAAUGACGAGUAAAUACUACGCUCCAGUGAUAUUGGAGAGGUUUAACUCCCGACAGAUUCGUCGGCAUCACCGACGGAUACGAAACAAACAGAUGUCGGACUUCUAUAACAGGCAAGCCGUUGUUCCGAUAGACGGUCCCACCCGGCAGAUAGCGGUGAGCGGCCGGCUUUCUUCCGGUGACCUCGCGGUAUUCGACGACAAAGCGGCGAAUGCCGUCCUUUUAGACGCCGAGAUGCAACUGAAGUCCGGCUAUCCGACGAUCGCCACCUCCUCUAUGGUGGCGCGUCGGAGCCACAUGAGCCUCCCGGAAGAUGUGGAAAGCCAACCGGAUAUGAAGUUUUUCGCGGAGCUAGUGAAACCCGUUAAAAAAUGGAAAUUCCAAAAGGAGAAAUUAAAGACGCUUGAACCGUCGAAGCACGGGUUUCACCAGAGGAGUCAGUCUCCGACGUUUCGCAGGCUUGUCAGCGCAACGGAAAAGCUGCAGCAUUUAGUGACUUUGGGCGACAGCGAUGCACCUAGUCCUAGCGUUGAUAUUAUUGAGACUCAAGUCGAAAUGCCUCCGGAGGCGGUAGUGCGUUCGUCGUCUCGUUAUACUAAGUCGGAACCGAACACCACGCGGGUGAACAAAGUGGAGUCGCUCCCGGCCACCGGGAACUUUUACCCGACGGGUCGGUUCAAUUUUCAGCCCGAGGUGCGGACAAUUGAGCCCGUGCGACGGGAGGAACCAUUCGUUGAGGAGGACGAGGAUGAGGAAGAUUCCUACACGUGCACGCCGAGCCCCAGGCUGCUCACGCCGCCACCUCCACCGCCUCCUUUUGUUAAAAAGCAUAAACAACGCUCAAAGCGGUUGCAUCAAGAGUUUAAGGUAGAUUUCAAAAAGCUUGACUCUCAUUCGGAGCUUCAUUUGUUUCUUCCUCAUAUACAAGACAAUUCAAGGGCGGCUACUCCGGAUAGCCCGAAUACAAAUUAUUAUAAAAUGAGACACGAGUUGCCUCCCAUUAAUGACUUUCCGGGCCAAAAGUCACCGGACGAUGAAAGGAACAAAUCAAAGAAAAAACAGACAAAAAAGAAAAAGAAGCAUCCUUCGCGAAUUAAAUCGGGAAUUAACGAUGAAACUGGUGUUAGCGACCAUUUGAACGAUGUACCAACACUUAUUUCACUCGCAAAUGACAAUGAUUAUCACCCCGAGUCAAUGUGUGUGUUUGAAAAGUGCAAAUUUCACCAGCAUAGAAAAACUAUGAAUAUUCGACAACCGUAAAUUUUUGUCAGAUAGAAAAAAUAGUUCCGUGUUCUGUUUUUUGGUCGAUCUUUUAAUUUUUGCCUUUAACAUGUAUGCAUCUCUCCGUGACGCAUAUUUCUGUCUUCAAACGCUAUAUAAUUUUACCAAAAUUAUAACAAAUAUAUUAUUUGCCGCCCUUUUAUGAUGACAUAUGUUCCCAUAAUUACCACAAAUAAUCAAAAUAUCUUUGCGCUUUUCGAUGACUUUUAUAAUUUAAAACAGGAACUUUUAUUUGAAGUAUUUUGGUCAAAAGUUUACUUUUAUAGGUCUUUUGUGAUCUGUCACUGCAUUACUAACAUGAACAUUAUAGAUCUGUAUUCCGUUGCCUUGAACGUAUGACACAGAAUCCUCCGAUAAUAAAUCCCUUUCUUUCUACCCAGCAUUUUUUUGGGAUAGAAAAUCGAAAACGGAACUCGUAAUAUUUUGCUUUUUUUGUCAUCUAUCAUCAAAUAUGUUAACAUUUACCUUAAGGACUAGAUUGAACAACUAAACGAGAGUGAUAAACACAUAAGAGGAUUGUUGGAUAUAUGAGUCGCGUUCUGAGAAAACUGGGCUCUAUGCAUGUGCGUAAAGUGUCAUCCCAGAUUAGCCCGUGCAGUCCGCACAGGCUAAUCAGGGACGAAAAAUGUCAUCCCAGAUUAGCCUGUGCAGUCCGCACAGGCUAAUCAGAGACGACACUUUCAGCUUUUAUGGUAUUUUUAGCUUGGCGUUUUCGGAGAAAACCCGAGGUAUUGUCAUAGCCAGCUCGUCGUCCGCCGUCCGCCGUCCGACGUCCGCCGCCCGCAUCGUGCUUUAACCUUAACAUUUUGUUAAGGUUUUGAACAUUGGCUCUAAAAUCAAAUUGCUUCAACCUACAACUUUGAAACUUAAUAUGUAGAUGCACCUUGAUGAGUUCUACAUGCCACACUCAUUUUUGGGUCACUAGGUCAAAGGUCAAGGUCACUGUGACCUAUAGAAAAAUCUGACAAGCUUUCAUUUAUUCAAAACUGCACACGUAGCCGAGCUUGGCACCCGUUAUGCGGUGCUCUUGUUAGUUUCAAGGAAGUCCUCCUUACCUAAAAUCAAGUUUAGGCGGAAAGUGCCGUCCCUGAUUAGCGUGUGCGGACUGCACAGGCUAAUCUGGGAUGACACUUUACUACGCACAUGCAUUAAGCACAGUUUUCUCAGAACAAGGCUCAUUUAUAUUUAUAAAAAGUUAUGGUGUGCAGUCAUGUCUUUCGUUUUUUUAUUUCUUGUAUGCUAAAAAUAAUGCAUUCAAAUUAUCACAGCUUUCUUUUUUGAUCCGACAUCCUUAUAAGCGACAAAAACACAAUAAUACCCGUUGUGGAAUCGUUAUAAUUUUGAUGACAGACACAGUAUAUGUUAUUAUUUGAUGACCAUAUAUGUUAUUAUUUGAUGAUAUUAUAUGUUUUUAUUUGGCUGUUUUUGUUUCCCAGAGCCUUUGAAACGUUAUUUUAAUAUACAUGCUUGAAACACAGAUACAAUAUUGCAUUUCUGUUUACAAAAAUAUAUAUAGUCUUCUGGAAAGAUAUUCAAAAGUUAGGCAAAAGUUAGGCAUUGUUGUAUUCAUUUAACGGUAUUGAAAUCCAUACUAGCAGUAUUUAUAUUCGAUUACAAUUUUCAUACAAGGUAGUUCUCUUUUCUAAAUAGAUAUAUUUUUUAACUUUAUCAAGUUUCAAUCUCAGUUACUUUUUUAUAACUCAACAUAUUUUGCAAAAGUUCCAAAACCCUAGGUUUCAUAACUAUUAAGGGAGAAAACUUUAAAUUAAAUAGCUCGUCAAAACUGUAUUUUAGAGUUAUCGGUCUUCAUUGUCCAGGUGAUUUGUUAAAUCUCUAAAUGUUUUGUUUGUCUCAGAACUUAACUGUUUAAAUAUGUUUUUCAAAGUCAAAAUACCUGUACUAUGAUAAGACAAACGCAUAAAACGAUUUUGUUACUUAUAUAUUGCCAUAGAAUAGUAGACAAGGUAGUUAAAUAAACCUAUUUUUCUUGGUGGGUUGUUUACUGCUGCGUGUAUGAUCAAUGCAAUUAGAUUGAAUAAUGUUUAUACAAUUUUACUUAUAUAUUUAACUCAUUUAUGCGUAGUGGACUCUCCCAUCGUUCUAAAUAGGAUCAAUUUAUUUCCAAAUGUCUAGUAUACAUUUUUCUAUAUUUAGAAUAUUUUUUUCAGAAAUUCCUUUAAGCAAACAGCGCAGACCCAGA